UUUAAGGGAUGUGCCUCAAUCAACUUCCCCACUCCAGCUGUUCCGGAUUAUUUUGUAUUCCAAGCGGAAGAUGAUGACAGGCUGUAAGAAGGAUGCGAGCAUUCAGGCGGAAGGAUAGCCAGUAAGAGACUAAGGGAAAAAAAUCCCGAAAAGGCAAGGCAGCGGUAGCAGUUGGGAUUGGCAACAGGUGACGGGUGUGUGUAAGUUAUGGUGUUUUGUUUCUGUUUGAAUACAGGAAGCGGUGCGGACGUAGUAUCAAGGGGUGACAACUUUAAAAAGUUGAAACAAACAAAGUUCAAGUAACACUGGAAUGGGACAGCCUGUGGGAAGAACACGGAAUUAACUAUCAACUAAACUGAAUUUACCCAGCAUCAGUGCAUUUGUCGCUCACUCAUUGACAGGGCCGCAGUAGUGUUCAUUGCGGACGGGAAGCGGAAAGGGAGCUUUUUAGGAUCAGGAGUUACAACUCUGUAAUACCAGCUGCUCUGCAUCCCUGUGUGGUCGCAUCCCACCCUCUUUGUAGAUUGGAGCUCCUAUAUCAGCCAGUCGUUUCUCCUGGAAGUUUUCCAGGUUAGUGUUGUCAUAAAAAACAUCCUUUUGGAAGCGAGGGAGUGGUGUUUACCUGCAGAGUUCUGUGGGAUCUGUUGCUGACUAGACUGCAUUUCCAUUUGGACUGGAGAAAUCUGAAGUUAUGUGAGCAAGGGAAUUCUCACCACAUUAGUUUUGUUGUUUUUUGGUGGGAGUAGGAUACCUUCAUGUGCUUUGUAAAGUAGUAACUUUUAUAUUUGAAAAACAUGCACCCCUUUAAAGAGAGGAGCCUUUAAUUCUGUAACCCUGUAUUUCCCACACAUCUUCUCUAGGAUUGUCCAGCUCCUCUUUACUUCCUGACUGUAAAAAUCAAGUUACCCCCCCCCCCAACACACACUCCUCUCUUACAGUAGGGCUUCAGCAGUUUUGCGUGCAUAUCUUCCACUUUUCUGCCUUUUGGUUGUGGGAGAAAUUCUUAGAGUGAGGAGGUCACCCUCUUUGAGGGCAGGCGGACUUUUAAAGAUAGAAAAAAAUCGUUUAGAAAAGAAUUGUGUAAAUUAAAGGAAAGAAGUAAAAUGAAGCAGCACUGGUAUUAAAAUUCUAAAAUUCUACAUCAAUUGAACAGAACAGCUUGGAGUAACUGUAAGCCUUCAUUAUUUAGUCUGAAACAAAGUGGCAAGAUUCACUUUUUCAGCAAGACGGGAACUGUAAUUUUCUGAGUACCAUUGAUUUCUGGAAUUUGUGUUCUGGGCUUUUUUAUGAAAUGACAGUUGGAUAACGAGAAAAAUUGCUGGAGUCCACUGAACGGUGCACAGCCCAUCAUUUGCGACAGUACAUUGAGAAGACUUCUGUUCGGUUUGCAAUUUCAUAACCGUUCCUUUAUGGAGUCGUGGGCUAGGCUUGUAUUGGCUCCAGGGCCGUUAGUCUAGUACUCGCCUAUGAACCUUUAAAGAAGAUCCGUGUCUCCAUUUUACCUCCUGUUCCUUCAACACUGAGCACACUGGAAAAUCUUUGAAAUCCUGACUUUUACUGAACGGCAUGGAGGAGCCAGAUAAUCCUUGUAAAUGGGAGAAGGAAGGUGUUUUGACCUGCUGGAAGAGCCUUUCUUGAAAAUGUACUCUCCUGGGCUGGUUCAGCGCUGUGUGAUUAUUCAGCGGGAUGAAAAUGGAUUUGGACUGACAGUUAGUGGAGACAACCCUGUCUUUGUACAGUCAGUCAGAGAAGAUGGAGCAGCGAUGCGAGCUGGUGUGCAGACAGGGGAUCGCAUUAUCAAGGUUAAUGGAACCUUAGUCACUCAUUCAAAUCAUGUUGAAGUGGUGAAGCUGAUUAAAUCGGGCUCAUAUGUGGCUCUUACUGUCCUUGGCCGGCCUCCAGGAUCUCCUCAAAUUCCUGCUGACUCAACUGUGGACCCUGGAACUAUUGGGCAUAACCUGUCUUCUGUUACCAUGGCUCCUCACUUUUUAGGAGUAGAUGUCUGUGACAGAAUUUCCAUUGAUGUCGACAAGAUUACAAGUACUAUUCCUGUGGAGGAGUCUCCACUAACCUCAUCUACACUAGGGAACAAUAACUGUGAGAAGAAUGCCUUUUCCCAGAUUACAAAGAGUGACAUAAAGGAGCAAAACAGCACAGUUGAAAAACUGGAUAAUGGAGACAUUCCGGAUAUGAAGUACCAACACCCAUCAACUGCUGGAAAUCCACCACCGUAUGUUGGUCCCGACAUCAUUGGAGCAGAAGAUGAAUACUUUGACGCAGGACAAUAUGAGUUAAAUGGCCAGUGUAGCUGCUUUCAGAAUCUGGAAAUGCUGAAAUGUCGGCCAGCUCACUUAGCUGUCUUUUUGCAUCAUGUGGUAUCACAGUUUGAUCCAGCACCCCUGCUUUGCUACCUUUUUGCUGAUAUGUGCCGAAAUACCAGUUCAAAAGAGACUCGUCGAGUCUUUCUGGAGUUUCAUCAGUUCUUUCUGGACCGUGCAGCAAACCUGAAAGUGCCAGUACCAGAAGUGAUGGCUGCAGAUCUGGAAAAACGUAGACCGGAGCUGAUACAGGAAGAAAUGUACCGGCAGUACAUACAGACGGCUCAGGAGGUCGUAAUGCCAGAGGUGCAGAAACAUCUUGAGGAUUUCAGGCAGAAGCGUAGCAUGGGCUUAACAUUAGCAGAGAGUGAGCUGAUCAAGCUAGAUUCAGAACGCAUGCAGGACCAUCUGACUUCAGAGAAGGAGAGAAGUUGUGCAGAGCAGAUCCUAUCGAAGAUUGAAGAUGUGCUGCUAUCUUCACUUCCACAGGAGGAAGAAAAAAGUAUAACAGUACAGUAUGUGAUCCUGACUUACAUGAAAUAUUUGGGUGUAAAAGUCAAGGAACCUCGAAAUCUUGAGCACAAACGAGGAGGAAGGAUGGGCUUUCUUCCAAAAAUAAAGCAGAGUGUAAAAAAGGAAAAGGAGGUGGAAGAAAAGAUAAAGAAAAGGGUGUUCCCUAAUAUCUUAGUCCCCACACGAAGACCAAGUCGUCUCGACAGCAGUGCAAUUGGUCGGGCAAUGGAGAUUCACAGACGCAGCAGACAAUCAUCACAGACAAGUCCUAACAUUUCUGAAUCUUCAGAAACAGUGAAGUCACGUCAGAGUAUCCCCAUCACUGACAGCACUGAUUCGUCAUAUUUUUCAAGUAAUGCAGUUUUGCCGUUGACUAUAGGACUGACUUCUCUCCAGGAAGGGAACAAGCAGAAUGACUCUGGUAUGUUGUCAACAUCUGCUUUCAUAAAGGAUGGUCCUUCCUCUUCAGAAUCUGUGGACAUUACAUCACAGACAACUGGCAAUGUCUUUGAAUAUCCUUCUUCACUGGAUCAGCUGCCUGAACAGGACAAUACUAGAAAUGAUUCAGUAAACUCUAUGGAUGUACACAGUGAAGAGGAGUUGCAUGAUACUGACACAGAAGUAAAGCCACAAAAUUGGCAGCAGCUGGUUAGCAGGAAACUAAUCGAAAUGAUGAAACCCCAUGAAAUAAAACGUCAAGAAGUGAUAAAUGAGCUCUUCUGUACUGAACGUGCUCAUGUUCGCAUGCUAAAAGCACUGGAACAAGUUUUUUAUCAGCCACUUUCCACACGAGAUCCUGUUCUUCCUCCUGCAGAAUUGCAAAGCAUUUUUUCAAACUUGGAGGAGGUUCUGCAGAUCCAUGUUGGUCUUCAUGAACAGAUGAAAGCAGUCCGCAGAAAAUAUGAAAAUUCUGUAAUUGGUCAAAUCGGAGAAGACCUUCUUUAUUGGUUUGGGGGAGCAGGAAAAGAAACUUUACAGCAAGCAGCAGCAGUAUUCUGCAGUAACCAACCAUUUGCACUGGAAUUGAUCAAAUCAAAACAGAAGAAGGACUCCAGGUUCCAGGCCUUCUUACAGGAAGCAGAGAGUAACCCAAAGUGUCGUCGGCUGCAGCUUAAAGACAUCAUUCCUGUUGAGAUGCAAAGACUCACUAAAUACCCACUUUUACUGGAAAAUAUUGCUAAGUACUCAGACCUAACUGAAGAAAAAAUGAAGGUGAGAAAGGCAGCAGAACAUUGUCGGCAAAUCCUUAAUCAUGUAAAUCAGGCUGUUAAAGAAGCAGAAAAUAAACAGCAUUUGGAGGACUACCAGCGGCGACUGGAUUUUUUCAUAAAACCCAAUGAGGUGCCAUUGUGGGAUGAAUUUCAUACACUAGAUCUGACAAAAAAAAAGAUGAUCCACGAGGGACCACUGACCUGGAAGGUGACUAAAGACAAGUCAAUUGAUCUGUAUACACUGCUUCUCGAGGAUAUACUGGUUCUUUUGCAAAAGCAAGAUGAACGGUUGGUGCUGAAGUGUCAUUAUAAGAAUAUUGCUGAGUCAGCAGAGGAAAAGCUUCGUUUUAGUCCCAUCAUCAAACUGAACACAGUGCUUGUGCGGCAAGUUGCUACUGAUAAUAAAGGCUUCUUUGUGAUUUCCAUGUGUGAAAAUGGUGCCCUGAUUUACGAGCUGGUAGCUCAGACAGUAACAGAACAAAAAGUUUGGCAGGACCUCAUUAUUCGUUUGGCUGGAUCAAUGAAAGACAAGCCUCCUGAGAUGAUUUUACCACACACUGUAGCAAGCCCUAUUAGAAUGAAGGAAGAAGAGGAAGAAGCAUUGUCCCCUGAAUGUCCAGAACUUGAAUCUGUAGAUUCAGAUAGAGUUUCCACAGAAAAAGAAUCUGAGUCAGAAUCACCAGUAAUGCAGAGAGUUCAACCUGCCUUAUCAGCAGGUGUAGAAGUAUGUGAAGAGGCGCAACUUGAGAAAGAAGAAAAACCCUUGGAAGACCUCCAUUUCAUGGAGAAAAAAUGUAUACAAGAGGGAAUGCACCAGCUGAAGACCGAAGUGGAGCCAGAUUCUGAGCUUCAGAAUGAAAGUAAAGACCACCCAUGCAGCAUUAGGCAACACUGGGCAAUAGACGCACUACAAAACUUGGAUGCAUUGAAAGAACUGCUGUUGAAGAAUCUUUUCUUGGGUGAAGAAUCAGACUACGCAUACAGAAGGUCGUCACUGGAGAAUUUCAGUAAAAGUUGGAGAGUGUCUCAGUCAAGCUCAAUUCACAGUGACAUGCAAACUCCCUUGGAGUUUCCACUUCAUGAACUGAGCUCCUCUAAUGUGUCAGGGCAGACAGUCUUCCAAGACAGUUCAUGUGAAAGCUCCUACAAGAGUGGCACAAAACUUAGCUUUCCUGUACAGGAUACAGAGAUGGGGACAAAUACCACUAACUCUGGAACAGAAAAUUCUUUAAAUGACUUUGUCCCAGGAGAAAGAAGUGGAGAGGUAUCGAGCCUGAAGGUUUCAGAGGAAAGGCCUAAGAAAGAGAAUUUGCAAAUACAAGGGGCUGUUGAGGAAGGACUGGAACAUUUUUCUGAUGCACAGGAAACACAUGUAGAGACUUCUUCAGAAAGCAUAAGGGUGGUGGUCGAAGAACAGGAGGAGGAGGAGGAAACAGAGAAACGGACUGUGAUACAACCUAAAGUCUCAGGGAAUUUCUUGAUCCUUGAGGGCUUUGAAGAGAUUCGGGAGAGUUGCACUGAUGAUGAGCUACUGCCUUCUCAAGUCGAAGAGUGCACUCCUGGCAGCUCUACAGCAGACUGCAGAAAUCAGACUACUGCAGUGGAGCCUGGACAUUACAGAAGGAAUCCACUUUUUUCUCAGAACUCUGAAUCAGAGUUCUACACUGUUUCACAAAGGAUGAUGUUUCCCUCGGACUUCUGCAGUCAGAUUUUGCAGUAUAUCCAGGCUCUUCAUUCUGAUCUUCAGCACCUGAAGGAUGUUGAAGAGCGGUAUCACUAUCUUUGCUUCAAGCUGGCUGGAUCAGCUGAACUAAAUGAAUAUAUAGAUAAAAGUUAAUGAAUUGUGCCAUUUUACUCAGGAUUAUGGGUGUGACUUGAGAAAAACGGCAUUGGCAAGCCUCUGGAUUCCAUUUUAAUUGAGAAUUCUGAGUUACAAGUGGAUGGGGUGAACAGUGCCGUGCUGUUCUCAUCAGCAGAAUUAAAACUGAUAAUUCAAGUGAGACUGAUGCUUCAUGUGAGAACUACUUUGGAAUCAUGCAUCUCCAGUAUCUUGUCAGGGAGAAAAAUUAACCCUUUGCACCUCAGCACUGUUUUGUUUUUCUUAACCAUAUUUUUGUAUCUGAACUUCUGAGCUCUAUAGUGGAUUGCAGAAAACAGAUGUAUAAAGCUUAUGGUGUAGGUUAUCUAAAAUGUAUUUAGAUGUUUUGAAAAAAAAAAUCAUGAUUUAUUUAUUUGACCUUUUAUUUCUUAUGUUAAAAGAUUUUAUUUUUUGUGUGUGUGUGUGCGUGGGGGAAAGUGGACUUUUUAGCCCUUAAUUUAACUAAAAAAACAAACAAGCUUCUUCUAGAGUUUAAGAAAUGUGUGCAACAAUAUGAUCAUUUAUUUUUAACCCAACCUGAACUAAGAUUAGACUGGAGGCUGAGAGUAUAUGCAGGUAUGUUAGACCCAGUCAUCUGGCCAACACUGCCACUUUUUUGACUAUACUGUUUUUGAUCAUCUUUGAGUCAGGUUUAUAUGCAUCAGCCAUUUUGCAUCAGAAGUUGAGUUCUUACUGAUGCACUAUUUUGUAAACAGUACAGCACAGUACAAUAUGACAACCGAAAUGCAUUAAAUAACUAUGUACGUCA
Messenger RNA from Protopterus annectens (West African lungfish), 6669 nucleotides. It is a transcript of the gene ARHGEF12, whose product is annotated as Rho guanine nucleotide exchange factor 12. Lineage: Eukaryota; Metazoa; Chordata; Ceratodontiformes; Protopteridae. The transcript is spliced from 36 exons. Gene Ontology annotation, molecular function: G protein-coupled receptor binding; guanyl-nucleotide exchange factor activity. The coding region runs from base 1593 to 5879 and encodes 1428 amino acids. Gene Ontology annotation, cellular component: cytoplasm. Gene Ontology annotation, biological process: intracellular signal transduction; G protein-coupled receptor signaling pathway. The record is from RefSeq and is a predicted model, not a curated record.